Messenger RNA from Solanum tuberosum (potato), 1005 nucleotides. RefSeq lists its product as uncharacterized. NCBI's taxonomy places the organism in Eukaryota, Viridiplantae, Streptophyta, Magnoliopsida, Solanales, Solanaceae. Bases 1 to 1005 code for a protein of 334 amino acids. Gene Ontology annotation, molecular function: nucleic acid binding; zinc ion binding. The record is from RefSeq and is a predicted model, not a curated record. The transcript has 2 exons.
AUGGUUGAUAUUACCACUACAAACUCUGCUGCUUCUUCUGAGACUGUUGUUCAUACGACAGUAGAUCCUAUCAAUUCUUCUCAUCCUUACUUCAUCUCACACUCUGAUUCACCAGGGAUGCUUCUUGUUAAUACCCCUUUUGAUGGGAAGAGUUUUGCAGGUUGGAAACGUGGAUUUUUGAUUGCUUUGACUGCUAAGAACAAAGCAGGGUUCAUUGAUGGUUCCUCUCCUGAACCAACAACUGAUUCAGAGCUGCAUAAGGCUUGGCUUAGGGCCAACAAUAUAGUAAUAUCUUGGCUCUUGAAUUCUCUUUCUCGUGAAAUUUCUGAGAGUGUUAUAUAUUUCUCUACUGCUAAAGAACUUUGGAGUGACCUUGAGGCUAGAUUUGGGCAAAGCAGCGAGGCUAAACUAUUUCAACUACAAAAAGAGCUGAGUGAUUUAGUUCAAGGUGCGACUGACAUUGCUACCUACUAUACCAAGAUGAAAAGGCUCUGGGAUGAACUUGACAGCUUAGAUGCUUCAAUUCUUUGUACCUGUGAAGCAAGAGGUAAAAAUAUUAAAGGGAAGCAAGAUGGGAGGUUGGUACAGUUCUUGAUGGGACUUAAUGACAGUUAUUGUAGUGCAAGAGAGGAAAAACAAAGAGAAAUGCACAACACUCCUAAAUACCCAGGGGAGUCUUCUUCUUUCAUAGCUGCUAAGUACCCAAGGGAGUCUUCUUCUUUCAUAGCUUCUAAGUACCCAGGGGAGUCUUCCUCUUCUAUAGCUGCAGGACAGAAUAGUGGAAAUCAGAGGUUACAUUCUUCAGAUCCAAAAGGGCAGAGGUUUUCCACUGAAAACAAGAAAUAUGGAAUGACUUGCAGAUAUUGCAAAAAGCCUGGACACACCAUUAAUAAGUGCUAUAAGAUACAUGGUUUUCCAUCCAAUUUUAAGUUCACUAAACAAAUUUUUUUUCAGAAUUCUGUCCAGGGAAAUACAAUGCUUAGCAAUGCAGGACAUGGUGGUUAG